GCCAAGACCCGCCUUCUUUUCCAGUCUGACUACUUUCUCCUUGAGGCUCACUUUUUUUGUUUACUAUUGUUUUUGUCCCCCGUCACCGCCGUAAUGGACAGUCUCCUUCGGGCAAUAUUCUCUUCGGAGGAGAAAGAGCAGCACUUAUUGAACUGCAUGGCGUACGUCAUGCUUGUAAUGGCAGCCUGCACAUUUGUGGCUCUGCUCUCUCAGAGCGUGCCGUACGGACGAUACUCCGGAGGCAAGGGCUUCCCAGUCCACGUCAAGUUUGCUUGGUUCGUGCAGGAGCUGCCGGCCUUCCUGCUGCCGGUGUGUCUGCUGCUGUGGACGUCUGCUGCCAGAACAUCUCUGCUCGCCAACCAGCUGCUCAUCGCCAUGUAUUUGUGCCACUAUGCACAGAGAUCACUGGUUUAUCCAUUCUUUAUACGUGGAGGUAAACCAACACCCUUUGUGUCAUUUGUCCUGGCCACCAUGUUCUGCACGUACAACGGCUUCAUGCAGAUCAGAUAUCUGAGUCACUACGCACACUAUCCUUCAGACUGGAUCACACGACCCUGCUUCCUCGCAGGAUCUGUCCUAUGGUUGCUUGGCUGGCUGAUGAAUCUGCACUCUGACCACAUCCUGAGGACCCUGAGGGCCCCCGGAGAGAGCCACUACAAGGUCCCUAAAGGUGGAAUGUUUGAGUACGUGUCCGGAGCCAACUUCCUAGGCGAGAUACUGGAGUGGGCCGGCUUCGCUCUGGCGGGCCAAUCGCUGCAGAGCGCCGCCUUCGCCGUCUUCACCGCAGUGGUCCUCAGGAGCAGGGCUGUGGACCACCACAGAUGGUACCUUGAGAAGUUUGAAGACUACCCAAAAACCAGGAAGGCUUUAAUCCCAUUUUUCUACUAGAAAACCUAUUUUACAAGCAGUAAUAUAUAUAUAUAUAUAUAUAUAUAUGUAUAUAUAU
Nerophis ophidion (straightnose pipefish) is the source of this 946-nucleotide messenger RNA. RefSeq names its product steroid-5-alpha-reductase, alpha polypeptide 1 (3-oxo-5 alpha-steroid delta 4-dehydrogenase alpha 1) (gene srd5a1). NCBI's taxonomy places the organism in Eukaryota, Metazoa, Chordata, Actinopteri, Syngnathiformes, Syngnathidae. Gene Ontology annotation, molecular function: 3-oxo-5-alpha-steroid 4-dehydrogenase activity. Gene Ontology annotation, cellular component: membrane. The record is from RefSeq and is a predicted model, not a curated record. The transcript has 5 exons. The coding region runs from base 94 to 888 and encodes 264 amino acids. Gene Ontology annotation, biological process: steroid biosynthetic process.